Molecule: messenger RNA, 4846 nt
Organism: Bactrocera oleae (olive fruit fly)
Lineage: Eukaryota; Metazoa; Arthropoda; Insecta; Diptera; Tephritidae
Source: RefSeq, a predicted model, not a curated record
UUGGAUAUUACUCUCUUAAAAUUUUCAUACAUACCACGAUGGUUUUAUGCCCAUCAAUCUCUCAGAAAGAUUUGACACCAUAAAGAAGCAUUGGCAACCCUUAAAAAUGCAUCAAGUAACUAUUAACAACAUCUAGCACUUUUACACCCGCACCGAAAGGGCAACAAGUACGGUUAUGAGUAUUUAGUCAGCCAGGGGCAAAGUGCGACAUGUGCGACAUUGCGAGAGCAGCAGGAAAAGCACACUGAGCUUUUACAAUUUUUCACAUAGUUGUCGGCCGCAUCGGCUAAACAGCGCUCAGUCAGUUUUCAAUUAAUUGUGGAGCGGUUCGUUAAUGGUUACACGCUAGUAAAGACGUUGACAAAUAUACAACGGUAGAGACACUACCAUAUAAUGCUUUGUUUGUGUGUUACUUAAAUCAUAUGUAAUAUGUUAAUAUAUACAUAUAUAUAAUAUAUAAUAUAUAAAUAUAUAUAUAGUAUAAUAUAUCAUAAAUAACUGUAAAAGUAACCAACGUUGCUUUUGCUUGUGGACCCUGUGAUAAUUUAAUAAAGCAAUCGAAAGAAAAUUGCUUCUGCUGUUUACAUAUUUAUUAUUCAUUUGGGUCCAAGCACAGCGUGUAGAUAACCGAGUUUGAUAUAUCCGAUAUAGCUGGCCACAGAUGUGAAAACAGCUUUCCAGCGUUUUUCGUGAAAAUUUUCGUUUCGCUUGCUGCUCGAUUGUGUCGCUAAUGUUUUAUUUCGCGUUUCUUUUGCUUUAAAUACGCGCGUAUUUGACGACUUUAUUAUAUAGUCUUUAUAUUCUGAUUAAGGGCCCAUUGAUUGGCGAGCGUCGGGCGGAAAGUAUCAAGGUUACUACAGUGACAUUCGCAUUCGUUUUAUAAUUAAACAUAGGGCGGUACGAAAAUGGGGCGAAAAGAUAAAUAAAAAAUCAGAUUGAAAUCAUCUUAGCUCUUCAUCUCUGUGAGUGCGCUUUUAUUACUCAAUUAUCACUGUUUGCUUAAUAAAAUGUGCAAUUAUUUAAAUACACAAAAAUUGCAUGGUUAAGUGGGCUUUCUGUUAUUACACUCUUAAAAUAAAUAUAUAUGUAGCUAAUAAAUAAUAUUACCAUAAUAAUACUAAAAAACUUGUGUCGCACCUGUAUUCAACAAAUUGACAACAAACAAGCCAUUACACGAAAUAUUUGACGCAGUUCGCAACUAAAGUGAAGUACAACAAUAACUACAAAACAUAUACGGGAGUUUAAGCUAAAACACGGGAUAAAGCAAUCGCUGAAUUAAAGCGCCUGCACGGUCGUCCACGAACAACCCACAACCACACACACGAACCUACCGAGAAUGCAAACAACAAAUCAAAACACUUGUGAUACCGCCGAAACUAGCAUAGCAACAACAAAAACAGAUAGCGAAAUUGAUACAACAGCAACAACAACAAUCAGCACCACCAACACACAAAACGAAGCUUUUGCAAACUAUAAUGUUGUUUUAGACAAUCUUUGUGUACAACACAACAAUCUUAACGAAUUAGUAGUAAACACUACAACAACACAUAUAAAGGAAGAACUAUUAGUCACACCGAUGGACCAGCGACCGCAAUUGGAUGAGGACAAUGAGAACUGUGUGAUUGAUAUAGCCACAAUGCAAAUCGCUGACGAUAGCAAUAAUACUGUCACGAUGCCAGCCUUAAGUGGCGGCAGCAACAACAAAUGCAGCUAUACAAAUGAGCAUAGUGAGCCUAAAGGUGAACGGAUAGAGGGUGAUGCGAAAGGUGAAAUCGAUAUAGCAGCAAAUGCGGAAAUCGAAAGUGAUGGCGAUGGUGAAGAAGAGGGCGAAGAUGAUAAUGAGGCGGAAGUGGUAAACGAAUAUAUGAAUGAAAUUGAGAUCAGCAAAGUCGAUGAAGAGCAAAUCAUCACCGAGCUGGUGGAUGCCAGUGGACAACAGAGCUGCACGGAAGCUAAGCAAAGCAACGGUAUGCGUGUCGCUUUCGGUAUAAUUUUAAGACUAAUGUUGCCACUUGCUAACAGUGUAAUGCGCAGGUUUAUGGGUAUAAGCGAUGUGCGGUUUCAACGUAUACUAAAACCAAUAACUUCCAGUCGUCAAGUGCUCACCAAUCUAAUGGCAUUUGCUGCCAAUUCCAUAUCGCUGAACUUGUCGUCGGUGCACGAUUUUAGCUAUACUAAAUCCAAACGAUUCUUAAAAAAUUUUUCACAGCGCAUAGAACCGAUAUUGAAGCUUCUCAAAAUACGACAAUCGCGCGAUGGUGUCGAAAGUCUUCCCGAUACACCUUCCAUCGAUAUUGCUGCAUGUUAUACAACAGCUACACCAUCGCCGACUCCAACAACACCCGGCACGCCGACUAUGCCUAUAUUCUCCCCCUUUCUAAAUGAACCUUCCAUAGUUAUGGCAAAUUUUUCGACGGAUAAGCGAAAAAACGCGGUGCCACACACUCCGGCACCAAAAUGUUGCACGAUAAAAAUAUUGGCAGAACCGCCACCUGGUCAGCCUAUACGCGCCGACAUUGUGUUCAUACACGGACUGCACGGUUCAUUAGUGAAUACAUGGAAACAGGGACUUUGGGAAAACGAGCGCCAACCUGAAAAUUUCGAACGACCACCAAAGCCACCUGUGAGGCCACCGAAGCGGCCAAAACAUUCUCGAACUGCCUUACUACAUCCGCCACACAGGCAAAAACGUGCAAGAUUUGCGCAAGGCGAUCCGAGUCAACGCGUCACACUGGAGGCAAUGGAGUCUGAUCAAAUCCACGAUUUAGAUGACGGCUUUUUCGAUGCGACUGAGCGUGAAUUGAAAGAGGGUGUCUCAUAUGUUUGUGGCGCGCCAGAAGAUAUACAAAAUUGUGAUGGCAUAGAGUACAGUUUUCCCACAUUCCGACUGCGUUUGAACGAUAAUGGUCGGCUGCUGCAAGGUCAAUUCGACAAGAUGCACGAUAGUCCUAUGGAUGGUUGUGCCGGUGAGCCACAUAUGAGUCAAACACCGCCUGUCACUGAUAGUACCAAGGCGAAAGGAAAAGCCAAACCUUCGGCUAAUGAUCCAAAUUAUUCAAAAUGUUGGCCCGGUGAUUGGCUGCCCUUGGACUGCCCCGGUGUACGCGUUAUCGCCGUCAACUAUACCACCGAUCAAUAUUUAUGGCGUCCCUUGUGGAAAAAGAAGGAGCCACGUUCGAACCUCAUAGAGCGUGCUCGUGAAAUGACCGAGUUGCUGAUAAAACAUCGCAUCGGUUGUGGUCAACCGAUUGUGUGGGUGGGUCACUCCAAAGGUGGCCUGUUUAUCAAGCAAAUCAUAGUCAAUGCUUGGGAAAGUGGACGUCCGGCAGUGGCGCCGCUCUGGCGCUCUUCGCGCGGUGCCUUUUUUUAUUCGGUCCCGCAUCGUGGUUCACAUUUGGCUUGCAUUAAAGCGCCGCUGCUGGCACGCUCUGUCGAAAUGUUGGACAUUGAGAAGAAUAACAAAUAUUUAUUGGAUCUGCAUCGACGCUUUGCGGGCCUCUAUCAUUUGGGCCAUAUUAAAAUAGAGGUAUUCAGCUUUGUGGAGACGGCGUUGACACUGAUGUCGGUUCUUUAUCUGCGCAUUGUCGGAGUGGAUUCAGCAGAUCCUGGAUUUGGCGAUGUAUGCGGCAUACGCUUGGAUCAUCGUGAGAUUUGCAAGCCACGCAGCAGAGACUGCAUUCUGUACAAAGAAUUAGUUAAAAUGAUUAAAAAAGUGUAUUAAAAUUAAGAACACAUUUUAAAAUUAGAAACCGCGUAACUAAAUGGAAACUGUUAGUACCUUAUUGUUUUAAAGUAUAUUAGUGUGGAUAAUGCUUAAAAAUUGUGGAAGUAAAUACACAUUUUGCCAUAAAAGGUAAAAAUAAAAAACUGUAAAAGCAAAAAUUAUAAUAAAUAUAAAAAUUAUAAAUUGUAUUCGAGAGCUUAUGUGUUAACCAUACACAUAUUUAUGUUCUACAAAAAAGCAAAGCGUUAAACUCUCCACACACACACACGUAUGCGUAUAUAUGUAUGUAAGUGUAUAAGUGUAUUUACACCCAGCACAUUAACUUACCGUUAAGCUCACACUUUGCUACUCAACGAUUGCCAUUUUUUAACUAUAGAUACUUAUAUAAACUACUAUAUACUAUGAUAUAUGUAUAUAUUUAUAAAUAUAUAUUUAAUAUACAAAAAUAUAUGUAUUUGCGUUUAUUACAAAUGUUUUGAUAAUUAUAUUUUUCUAAGCGUUAAUUUUUGUUAUGUAAAAUACUAUAUACAAUAAAUAUAUCUUCCGUAAAUAAGUUGAAUGCAUAUAUACUAUAUAAUAUACGUAAUAUUCUACAUAAGCAUGUGAAAUAAGCUUUUAGUUUUGUCUAAAUUUUUUGUUUUAUAAAAAUGCAUGGCCAUCAGGGAUAAGAACCGUUAUUUAGUGAUUGGAUUUUGUGAUCAGCUCAAUAAGAUGUGAUUUGUAUCAAAGAAAAGAAUAGCAUAGAACAAAAUAUAUAUGUAGAUAGGAAUGAUAUUUUCGCCAGAUAUUGUAUGUGUAAUGACAAAAUACAUACAUAUGUAUCUAAGCAAUUUAGUUAAGUACUUACUGUAAUUAUUCUUUUUCCUUUUACACACUAUUAAACGCAAGUAUCUAAAAGCUUUGCUGAUCAUUAUAUAUAUCAUUAGGUAUAUACAUAUAUACAAAUACAAAUAUGUUGGUACGUAAAUAAUAUUAACUUUAAAAAAAUUUGAAUUUAUUAAUGUCAAUACUGUAAGAAAUACUUUGCCACUAAUUCUUUAAUAACGCUUAUAUAGGUUAACUGUACAUGCGUUUUAUAAAAUCAUAUAUUUAAUAAAAAAUUUAUUUUACAAAAACGAAAAA